CACAAGCGAAAGCGAUUAAACUUAGGCUAACUGCCAUGCCAGCAGAAGAAGAAACUUUUGCAUCAGCCGCUUUGUAAUCCUGGCCGUCGUUCUGGGUUCUGCGGGAAGAAAGCGAGAUACAUAAAACCAGCCCUGCUACAGGGUACACUUUUUCCCACGACUCUCUUCUCGCCGCCAGCAGGAGGACACAAGCGCAGCACAGUCACAUAUAUACGCUCGCACAGCACUCCCGCCUUCACACUGCUAUCCCUUGCUUGAUGGCUCUGGACGCUGCAAUCGGCUCGUUUCAUUCACAAUGACCUGCCAUUCCCUCCCUCGUCCGUCCUUGGAAGAUUCCCGCCGGAAACCGCUGUAAGAGAAAUCCGCCGUAUACACACACGACACCGACUUCUCGCUCGUCUCUUGCUCGAUUUCGCGACAUAUCUUCGCCUUUCACUGCGCAAUCCAUCAAUUUUCCGGGCAGGUUUCUUUCCUUUUUUGUUUUCUUUCCCCUUUUUGUCGCUGCGUCUUUUGUUCCUUGGAAAGGCAACCUACGAUCGUGUACUCGGUAGACUUGAACAAUAUUCGCCUCCCAUUUAUUCCAGUGCAAACAGACGGACCAGUUGGCCGACUCUUUAGGGAUUUGGGAGCUUUUACCUCUCCACGCAUCGUUGCGCACAUUCGCUUCAAUACACAAUGGAAGGCGGUGCUGAAGCCGUAGACGUGAGCUGGCUCCAUCAUUCGCAGCGGGGUAUGUUUAUGAUCUUUUUCUAAUCGGGACUUGGUGAGAUGUAAUAAUGUGAUAUGAGGUCAUCUCUGACAGUGCUGUAUAGCUGAUACUGCCGGUCGAUCCAAAAAUACGCCCUCCAGGCCUACUCAGCACAAGUCAAAUGAGCAGCAGCCUGAGGCCGACGGCACUGCUACUCAAAACGAUGCGACAGCCAGCACUACUAAUGGACAGAAUGGACAAGCGUCGCCUUCGGCUCCAAAGCCGGUGCCAGCAUCAUCAUUAUCCAAACCAUUGCCGCUACUCUCUGAGAGCCUAGAGAACGAGCCCCCAAAACAACAGUCGCUAUCUCCACCAAGCCAAAAUCAAAAUCAGAUCCAAGCCCAGGGUCAGGGCCAGGGCACUGGCCCGGAAUAUACGCCUGCCCCAAACAUCACUACAAGCGCCGUCGCUCUUACGGGCACAACCCAAACUACGGUCACCAGCACAAAUGCGAGUACCAGAGGAACACCGCCAAAGCCCGUACCUCGGCGAAACUCUUGGAUUUCCACUCUAAGCUCCAAGUUCUCCUCUGGCUCCACACCUCCGUCUCAGAGCCACAUGAGAGAGUCGCCGUCAACCAGCCGGCAACAACAACCAUCUGACUCGAUAAAUCCCUUCGGUGCUGCAUUCUCUCCGAAAGAUGCUGAUAAAUCAGGGGAAGGUUCCAGCUCCUUCACAAGCGGCUCUCCAAGGAGCGGCCACCCCUCGUUCUUCCACAACGCAUUCCGAAAACUGUCUUCAUCAGGAGGAGCUAGCCUGGGCAAGCUGUCCUCCAACUACGCCCCAAAUGGCGGGGUGUGGCCAAGGCGAGUGAUGAAUGUUGAUGCGGACCGGGAUCGUUGUAAGAUUCCGGAACUCAACCAAGCAAAACUGCGACGUGUGGCGUUUUGCGUGGAUGUCGAGAUUGCAGGGACUCAAAGGAGAUCUGAAGGUGACGAGGAACGCAGCACCAAGAAAAAAUCCGACCCCAAGGCAGUGGAAGCCGAAGAAGGCACCGUGUUAAAACAUGCAGCGGGACAUGCACCUCUGCCGACGUCAUCACCGCCUUCGGAUGCCCCUGUAAGUAAUGGUGCUGUGCAGCCUCCAGACUCGCAUCCAAUCGAUGACGAGAAAUCCAAGCCACCGCCGACUAAGAAGCAGGAGAAGAAAAAGCGCUCGGAAGAGGAACGCAAGGAGCGGAAGGAGAAGAAGAGAAGACAAGCCGAGGAAAAUGGCUCGAUUCCCUUGCAGGUCAACCUCGAAGGUGGAAGCAAUAGUACUUCCAAAACAAACUCCGUCCGUCGGUCAUCGCGCGGUCAAGACCAGCCUACCACAGAUCCUCUACGAAUAUACCGGCGAUGCUGCCAGCUUCGAGAGACAGGCGUGUUGAAGAAGUUGGUCGAACAGAUCUCUUCGCCAUCUUCAAUCUUGGCCGAGUCCCCCGGUACUGUUGCAGUCCUGGACUUGACUGGCUUCCCAAUGACUUUGACCGAUAUCAUUACCUUCAGUGAUUGGCUUUCCAUCGUCCCAGUACGGAAACUGAUAUUACAGGACUGUGGUCUGUCUGAUGAAGCAGUCAGGGUCAUCCUCGGCGGUCUACUGGCUACCAAGACCAUCGAGGCUGCCAGACAAGCCCGGCAGUUGAAACACAGGAAUCUCGGGUCUGAGCUGGCAAAGGAAAUUCGAUACGGAGCUAUAGAAAAAUUGUCACUAAAGGGGAACUCGAAAAUCGGCCCCGAGGGAUGGCGACAUAUCAGUCUUUUCAUACACAUGUCUCGCUCACUCAGAGGUAUUGACUUGUCUGGCAUACCCUUACCCCGUCCCACACCCCCUACCAAUGGUCCAGCGUCACCCAUCACCAGGCCUUCUAAGCCUGUACCCGAUAUCGGUACCAUAUUCGCAAAUGCCCUUGCACAGCGCUUUGGAGGUGAGCGGCUUGAAGAACUCGUUCUUAGCGAAUGCUCUCCAUCGACCGAAGAUGUGCAGAAAAUAAGUGAUGCAGCCAGAUCUAUGGGACUACGGCGACUAGGCCUAGCUAAUAACGAUCUCACCAAAGAGGGACUCGAAUAUGUCAUCAACUACUUCCAGGGUGGUAAAUGUGAAGGUCUUGAUUUAGGUGGCAACAAGCUGGAAGCCCACAUUGGUCUUUUCUCAUCUACUCUUGACAAGACUUUCCCUCUAAGUGCCUUAAGCCUAGCGGAUUGCUCCUUGACGCCUAAAACUCUCUGCUCACUCAUGCAGGGACUGACCCUGUUACCCAACUUCCGCUUUAUCGAUCUAUCGCACAACAAAGACUUAUUCAUCACACAGCCUGACUCAUUGGGGAUUCUACGAAGAUACCUCCCACAGAUGAAGGAGCUAAGACGAAUACAUCUUGCGGACGUCUGUCUUAGUUCAGAGCAUGCUAUUGCUCUCGCUGAGAUCUUACCCGACUGCCCUAAACUUUGCCAUAUCAAUAUCCUUGAGAACUCAGGUAUCCAGAACCUGGCGUCUGCAAGCACCCCUGAAGCUCAGGAGGAGGCUUGUGCGCUGUAUGCGUCGUUUAUGUCGGCAGCCCGCAUAUCUCGGAAUAUUGUCGCCGUUGAUAUCGAUGUUCCAACUCCCGAAAAUAACGAGGUUGUCAAGGCCCUUGCUUCUCAGAUAGUGGCUUAUUCCCUACGCAACCUCCAAUAUGGCGAGUUGAAGGAGGAGCUAUCAUCGUCGGCCGAUACCCAGGCUGCUGUAAAGGAUGUUCCUGUUCCCGAUAUCCUGGAACAUCUCGUUGGCCACGCUGACGAUGCAAACGGGGAAAUUGAUGACUCCAAAGUUACUUCAGACUAUGACUAUGUCAUUGGUGGUACUGGAGUUGUCAAGGCGCUAGGAAUCUGUCUGGGUAAUUCAGAUUACACCGCUGUCGAAGAUGUUCUGGGCGACCAGUCUCCAACUGCUAGUGGCACUUCUACACCAUAUCGUCGCCUUAGUCAUGUUCGCGUGACCAAGAAACCUCGUGAUAUGUCAAGAGAUCUACUCAACUCUGCGAGGAAGAUCCGGCUUCGGCUGCGGCCUGCUUUGGUCCGUGAGGACCGGGCAGGUAAUGAUCUAAACUAUCGCCGACUCCACUUUCUUGACAUGACACUUCAACGAAUGAUUCAACGUUUUGAGGAUGAGUUCCCGGAUACCCGCAUACCCGAUGAGACCUCCACAACCCGCUCAAGUGAUGGUUCUCCUAAUCUAUCUAACGUUAAUGAUUCUACUAUCCUUGAACCGGUUGGUUCAUCCGCCAACGGCAAUACAACGGCUGAAGCAGAUGGUGAAGACGAGGAUGUAGAUCGAUACGCUGUUCGUCUCUCCCGGACUAGUUCGAAUACAUCCCUCCACUCCCGCGCACUUACCUCUGAAGAAGGGAAAGUCCACCGUCUCAGUCACCAUUUCAGUCAUUCGCUACUCGGUCGCUCAGACAAGGACAAGAGCAAGGACGCAGACCAGGAGUCUUCGGAGAAAACAAUCUCCCAGUCACCUCCAGAUGCAGUACAAGUUCAAGCUCUCCGCGAAAAACUUGAACGUCUUCGUUCUCUUCAAGGCGAAGACACCGAUACAAAUGUCCACAGUGAAGACCGAUCCUCCUCAUCCCGUCCCAUACUCCAUGAUGGCGCUUCCAACCUGGAAGAAUUGCUUACUCUACAGAAACAAGACCCUGAGGCCUUCGCAGAACUUAAGGAAAGCCAUAUCGUGGCACUUAUAAACGCAGGCCUGAGAAAUCCGGAUGAUGCAUGAAUACCUAUCCAUUUUACAACUGAAUUCGCUUUUCAUUGACGAUUACGCGGAACUGCAAAGUUACUUUCGUGAUAUUUUUUUUCUUUUCUCUUGGUCUUUCAGCACAUAAGUAUACAUCUUGACUCUGGCACUGCCGAAACUAUACCUUCUGUACCAAUUUUGACUAUUCUCCCACUCAUCGUUCAAUAUCCCCUUCUAGCGAAUCUAUUUAAUAUAUCCUCUCCUUUCCUCUACUCUCCCAAGUGUUUGCAGCAAGCUUUCCUUAUUGACGACUUCCCAUUUAUACCUUCAAUGUAUUUACCAUAUCUUACCGCACAUGUUUUUUGGUUUAGCGAGGACGUGGAUGGUUUUUCCCAUAGGCGCAUACAUGCAUGCAACAACUGGAUUAUGGACAUCUUUUCUUGCAUUCAUUUUUUCCUCUUGCUCUUCCGAUAGGAUAGCUAGGCAUAACUAUGCUGUCAGCAGUCCAAACUCAAACAGUUUGUUUUUCUGUCUUUAGUUACGGUGGUUGCUUUUUGUCUGGACUGACUGGUUACUCGAUUCUUGUGAGAUGGUUGAGCUCAACGUAGUAUUGAAGGACAUACGUUCAAGGGAAGCCUGGCAUUACUCAUUAUAUACAAUAAUUAUCUAUCAUCGAACUUGACUCUUCGUCUCGUCUCAUCUUCCAUCUUGCUCCUUCUCAUCUUCUCCAUCUUCUUCCCUUUUGAGCGGAAUUUUCGGUGUUAAUCACAUGUUAGCGCGGCGCACCGAGGUCAUGUGACUUCGGCUUUGCCA
This is a messenger RNA of Trichophyton rubrum CBS 118892, 5254 nucleotides long. RefSeq lists its product as uncharacterized. NCBI's taxonomy places the organism in Eukaryota, Fungi, Ascomycota, Eurotiomycetes, Onygenales, Arthrodermataceae. The transcript has 2 exons. The coding region runs from base 1307 to 4480 and encodes 1057 amino acids. The record is from RefSeq and is a predicted model, not a curated record.